Molecule: messenger RNA, 3093 nt
Organism: Bactrocera dorsalis (oriental fruit fly)
Lineage: Eukaryota; Metazoa; Arthropoda; Insecta; Diptera; Tephritidae
Exons: 4
Coding region: 1802-2137 (111 amino acids)
Source: RefSeq, a predicted model, not a curated record
GUUUUGUUGUGUAAAUUUAUCAAUCGUGUUUGUGUUCUGUGGAUGUGAGCGUUAUUUCAUUUUGGUCCCUUUUGUAUAAACAAUAUAUCAGGUUAAAGGUUAUAAUGUGUACUUUCAUGUGGUAAUUAAAAUUUUUGCGUAUAUUUGCGAAUGAUGGAAAUAAUGUAUAUCAGAAUCGAUUAACCUCAAAAAUAAAGAUAUUUUUAAUGUAUGGUUACAAAAUAAGAAAAGUAAAGAUGUAGUUGAGAAUUGGAUUAUCCAUGAAAUAAAUAAAAAUAUAAAUGAAGAAGAAUUGGAAGCGUUUAAAAAGAAAAUUGAAAAUCUUUGUUCAUUCAUAAAUAGAAAAUGGAUCAAAUACCAAAGGUCAUUAACUCCUUUUAAGCAAUAUAAUAAUGAAUGGCUAGAGGGUGAGACAAAUUUCAUAAUUGGUCGCAAAUGUAAAAGAGGAAGACCACAGCUUAGUUAUAGUGAGGCGAGUGAUAGUUUGAAGAGAAAACUUGCGACUAGUUCACGCUGCCUCUAAUGCAGCACGAUCUGCAAAUGAACCUGAUUUAAAAUUUGUGUUGAAAGAGUCGCUUAAAUCUCCGACAAGGCCAUCGAAAAUUAAGAAAAUUAUUGUUUCUACAACGAAAAGUCCCAUUGCGUUAUCUGCAGAAGAAGCUUUAGUGUUUUUAUUAGAGAAUAACUUGAGCAAGCAACAGUACGUAAACAUGCGAUUACUAAACAAAGCUCGUAAUUGCGACAUAUACCCUGCGUACAAUAAGUAUGCAAGCUUCACUGCCGGCCAGAGGGGAUAACGAAUUGUGAAACUUACGUAGAAGUUCCUUUACAAAAACUGGUAGACCACACUGCCAAAAGAAUUUUAUUGUUACAAAAAGAAGUUAUUGAACAACUCUCAGAUAUAAAUGAAGCUACAUUGAUAUUUAGCUACGGUUUCGAUGGUUCAACAGGACAGAGUAUGUUCAAAGAGAGGUUUAACGAAAACACGCCUGAGUUCUUUGUUCAGUCCCUCUAAGUAACCUCAAUUAUACCUCUUAAAUUAAUAUCAUUUUCGAAUCAGAUCAUUUGGCUUAACCGCACCCCUCAAUCCAUACGGUUUUGCAGACCAAUUAAAAUUGAGUACGUUAAAGAAACUAAAGAACAUAUUUUAGCUGAAAAAAAUAAAUUAGAUCUGCAAAUAUCUAGUUUAGCGCCGUUAAAAUGGGAUUUGGAGGAUGGUAUGGAAAUUGUCAUUAGAUAUGAUUUAAAUAUGAGAUUGAUAGAUGGCAAGGUUUUGAACAUAUUAACCGGAACAAAUUCUACUCAAUCUUGUCCUAUUUGUGGUGCAAGUCCGAAACAAUUUAUGUCUAUAAGAGAUCUAAAAUCUCCUGUUUGUGAACCAAAACCAAGCACUUUAAAGUACGGCGUCAGUCCAUUACAUUCUUGAAUACGAUUUCUGGAAUUUGUAUUACAUCUUUCGUAUAGAAUCGGUAUAAAAAAGUGGCAAGUAAGGAAUCCGGAAGACAAAAAUACCAUUACGCAAAGAAAACAGGAAAUUCAGAAACAUUUUUGGGAGAAAAUGGGAUUGCAUAUUGACAAACCUAAGUCAAAUGGAUGUGGCUCAACAAACGACGGGAAUACGGCUAGAAGAUUGGUCGCUAACUUAGAACUAUUUGCAUCAAUUACUAAUGUUGACAUUGAUCUAUUGAGACAUUUUCAUAUAAUACUGAUUUCGUGCGAAUUUCGUAUUAAUUUUAAAAAGUUCAAUGAUUUCUGUAUAGAUACUGCCGAUUUAUAUUUCAAUAAGUACGAUUAGUACCCAAUGUCGGCAACAGUCCACAAGAUUUUAGUUCAUUCGGCACAAAUAAUGGAGGCGUCUUUAGUACCAGUUGGCUGCCUAGGCGAAAAUGCAUCAGAAGCAAGAAAUAAGUUUUACAAAAAAGAUCGUAUUGCUCAUGAGAGGAAAAAUUCACAAAGUAACAAUAUUGUCAAUGUGUUUAAUAGAGCUAUGGAUUCUUUUGACCCUUUGUUAUCAAGUAUCUGCUUAAAUAAUCGUACUAAAAAUAAAUUAAUCCGAAGAAUCCCACAUGAAGCUACUGAACUUUUAGAGUUGCUUGCUGUUCCAGACAAUUUAGACGUGGCUUCUACGUCCCGUUAGAAGUUGAUAUUGAACAGGAUAUGAAAUAAUACAAAUUUGUACCUGUCGGGAAAUCCGGUUGUGUUUGCCCGAAAUGCACUCACUAAUAAACCUCCUAAUUCUUCGAAUGUGUCCUCUGUCAGGUGGCUGAAAAAUUACAGAUGCCGCGGUCGGUGGCAGCUAAAUGGAACAGCCUUCGCUGCUCUAUUCGCGCGGCUUUCAACUGGAAAACUGUUUCAAAAAGGGGACAAGCUGCGAGAAGAGCGCCAACAAUGAGCCCGCUCUAUAACUCCUUAAAGUUCUCAGUUUGCGAGUUAAAGCGAACACCAUAUCAAAUUUAAUAAAUAUAAGUAUAUACAUUUAUGCAUAAUAAUAUGUAAAAAUAUAUUACUAUUUGUUUUCCAUAUGUAUACUUAUUCUGUUUGUUUUUACACAACAGCCCGUCGAACCUGAUCCCUUCACCACUAUUGUUGGAGUCAGAUGAUUUACCUGGGAAAUAUAAGGGACGCCAUCCACAUCACGAGACGAUGAGGCAUAUAUUGAAUUGGUGGAAACAGCGCUGGAGAUCCUAAAAUCAGCUACGCAGAAUGACGCUUAGGAUGAUUUAGCAAAUUUUGUGGCAUCCAAUCCCCGAGAUUAUGCCCAAGAAUUUCCACAACUUGAUAUACAUAUGUGAGUUGAUAUUCAAGUAUCAACAGAAAGUAGCAAGGUGAGAGCAGUUGCACAGUUUUAUCUUUUAAUAGCUAGUCUUUUGUAAAUAUUUUUAAUCCUUUUUCUGCUAAGCAAUUUUUAAACCAAAAAUGUAUGUGAGUGUUUUUAUAUAUGUGAAUUUUACAAUUACACAUAUAAUUUUGUCAAUGUUGAAUUAAAUCAAAAUAAAAAUAAUAAUAUGUAAUUAUUUUUAUAAGAAAUUAAUUAAAUUAAACUGAUAUUACUUAAAAUAUAAAUAAUAAUUAUAAUUAAUAAAAUAUAUCUAA